CACGCGGACCGAAUCGAACGCACGACUGCGUGAAUGUUGACGAAAUGGCGGCAUUAGACGUAAACGUUUAUAAAACGAAACUCUUUGACGUUACUAUUUCUGUAUUGUCCAAGUUAUCAACAAACAAACACAGUUUUUGUUGGAUUUAUUUUGGUCAAUUAGUUAUUAAUAUUGAUGGAAGAAAACGAAUAGUGUUGGGCGACCAAGUGUUUUGUGACGCAUGUUUGACACGAAAGAAAGAAAAAGAUUGCGAUGUACUAUUUUCCAAAGCACUCGUCAAGGCCUACAGUAAAAAUAUAGCCACCAGCAAUUUACUACGUCAUUUAAAGGACGAACAUAACCUAGAAGAUACGCACACAAAAAAAGGUAGCAAACAUUAAAGAUUUUUUUCCGUACAGAGAAAAUCGAAACCAGUAACAAAAAGUGGUGAAGCUGAUGGGAAAAAAGACAAAUGGAUGCUGGCGCGCGAUCUAGCACUAUGGUUUGCCAGAUCAAUAUUGCCAUUCGACAGCAUAAAUGACGAAGCCAUGAUUGACUUUUUCAAAAAAUACAAUAUUAUUGUGACUGAUGACGAUCUACCCUCAUGAGAUGAAUCUUUUGAAAUUCACGUUAGCUACUCAACAAGUUACUGGAAAACAUACAGGUGAAAAGAUUAAAGAUGAAAUUCAAAGUAUUUUGCGUACAUUUCAGAUUCCACAAAAAGAUAUUGUCCUUGUGACCGACUCUGGCAGUAAUAUGAAAAGAGCCGCUGAUUUACUGAAUAUGCAAAAUCAUCGUAGCCUUGGACAUGGUUUGCAUAAUCUGGUCACCGUAGAUGGUAUUCAGAACACUGAUGAGGUUCUUUGCCUUAUUAAUAAAUGUAAGAAGAUAGUCAAGCACUUGAGGUAUAGAGCUCCUCAACUAGAAGCCGCUGCCAGCAAAGAACAGCGUGAUCUGCUCUCAUCUUUUGUAGAUAUUGAUAUAAACCACUCGGAUGAUGAAGAUUCAUCGAUUGAUGUUCACGUAGAAGAGCCUUUGACAAGUUCUGGAACCGGCGCCCCUCCUACAAUAAAAACAAGUACACCAACAAGGUGGCACAGCAUGCUUAUGAUGCUAAAAAGCAUCAACCACAAUGCAAAUCACCGUCCGAUUAGAGACAUCAUCAUCAUCAUCAUCAGCCCAUAUACGUUCCCACUGCUGGGACACGGGCCUCCUAUGAGGGUACAGGCCAUAAUCCACCACGCUGGCCAAGUCUUGACGUCGUUCUUUAAUAAAUUCAAGACGAUAGUGGAAAUCCUAAGCUCGGAAUCACAAACCACAAUUAAUUUGGCAUUGAUUUUUAAAUCUGAAAUUAGAAGGUUGCUGGAAGAAUGUGACGACGAUGAACCUGUCAUUUUAGAAAUUAGGUAUGUGAAGGUCACGCCGCCGACGCCGCCGCCGUCGACGUCGAAAAGUCGGCGCGCCGCCGCUGACAGUUUGACUGUCGGCGCUCAUAUCUAA
This is a messenger RNA of Colias croceus (clouded yellow), 1479 nucleotides long. RefSeq lists its product as uncharacterized. The coding region runs from base 568 to 1479 and encodes 303 amino acids. The record is from RefSeq and is a predicted model, not a curated record. Lineage: Eukaryota; Metazoa; Arthropoda; Insecta; Lepidoptera; Pieridae. The transcript is spliced from 5 exons.